UGACGUGCGCGUCAGUGGGAACGGGACACUUCACACUCGCACAAGUGGAAAGCUGCCAUGGGCUCUCUGAAAACAGACAACUUUUGCGCCUGGUCGCUGGGAAUAAGCUGAUCUCCAAGACUGAUGCAACUACCGUUUGAUGAACAAUGCAGACUUCAUGAUUAGAGAUGGUGACUGAAGAUGAAGUUAUCAAUUAAACGCUCGUCAACUUGCGGGUUGCAGUAGGGGUGGCGACCUCAGGGAACAAAAAACCCUGUCAGGAGUCUACUUUUAGGACUUAUUCUGAACUAAAUGGAGGGCAGAAUGGAGCCCGAUGAUAGUAAGAUAUCUGUGUGGGUGUGUAGAGAAGAGAAACUUGUCUCGGGACUGUCGAGACGCACCACCUGUGCGGAUGUUGUCAAGGUGCUCUUGGAGGACCAAAACCUGCAGCAGGGCGCCUCCGCUGCCAUGCUCUCCGGCUCGCCCCAGUCCUACUGCAUUGUGGAGAAAUGGAGGGGGUUCGAGAGGAUACUACCCAACAAAACUAAAAUUCUCCGUCUCUGGAGCGCCUGGGGAGACGAGCAAGAAAACGUGCGGUUUGUGUUGGUGAAGAACGAGGCGUCUCUGCCGAACAACGGACCGAGGAGCGCUGAGGCGCGCGUGGUGCCCAGUAAAGAGAGCCCGUGCGCAGCAGCAUACAAGGGGACCGCGCGAGUCACCAUGGCUUUCUCUCAAGAGAAACAGCGGCGAAUCGUCCGAAAAGCUUUCAGAAAGUUGGACAAAAUCAACAAGAAACGUGAGGUAGCUACUGUUUCCAGGGACAAGUCAUCCGUAGAGAAAAUGGAGACUUUGGUACACCUCGUAAUUUCCCAAGAUCAUACGAUUCGCCAGCAAAUACAGCGGAUCAAGGAGCUGGACAGCGAAAUUGAACAGUGCGAGGCCAAAAUUCAUUUUGACAGAAUUAAACGGCAUGGCAUCAACUAUGUACAGGACACCUAUAUGGUUGAUCAGGGGGGUUCGGAGAGUGAGUCGACCGACCCAGACCUUGCCUGUUCCUCAGAGACAAUUGCACAGUUUGAGGAGUAUGCGUCAAGGUGCGAGGAAGUUAUCAAGCUUCAAGAGGAGCUUGCUGCACGAGAGGCUUUCCUGGAAAAUAUCACAGGUGAAAUUCAAGAAGAGUUAAAUCAACGAUGGAUGAAGCGCAGACAAGAGGAGCUGUCCAAUAAAGACAGCACAGAGAGUAUCGCCGAGGAGUUGGCUAUCCGAGUUACCACGGUGCCACCCCAAACAGACGCCGCCGCUGCCCCGGAGGUUGAGAAUUUGUCAGAGAAUGAAUUACAACUGGAAGAGGAGCGAGUCAAGACUCAACUGGACACAAGUUUGUACAUUGGAUUGCGUUUGAACACUGAUUUGGAAACUAUCAAAAGCGACUUGGACAUGAGCCAGGAGCAGUGGGAGGCGAAAGAGAGGGAACUGGCUGCGUUGUUGGAGAAAGUGGACUCGCUGGACGUAGACGAGGACGAACCUGCACCGGACAGCAAAGGAGAUUUACCUGUUGUGGAAACCGAAACGUUGCCUUCUAUUGAGAAAAACAGCGGAUGGGUUGAGCAAGCAAGGGGGCUCUCAAAGAGCCGAGCUACAAACGAUGAUGACUCAGACACAGGGCUGAGCUCAAUGCACAGUCAGGACUCGGAUAACACACCUGUUUGCGAAUCUCUUGUGUAAAGAAUUUGUAUCUUGAGCGUGUCGUAUCUCAGGGAACUGCGUCUGAUCAUUCCGAAAGGCAGUCUGGUUUUCUCUAUCAACAAACUCGGCAUGCAAUUGUACUCAAUAUGAUCGCCCCACAGACUACUGUAAAGUACAGUUUGGUCUAGUGAAAUAGGUUAGGUUGUACUUACUGAACACUAGGUGAACUAAUUACUCAGUGCAUUUAGCCUACUCACUAUGGUAAAUCUUGAUCAAAUGUAAUUGAUGUGUACAUAUAUGUAGAUUAAUCUUUUGAACAUGUUAUGUCCUCGUCCCAGUCAGAUUAUUUAUUGGAGGAUUUUAGUGUUAGGUUCAAAACAGACGAACUUGGCUUUGAAAAGAUGCACAGUCACCAGACCAUGAUGCCGUUCCACAUAUAAGCAAGCAUUUCUAUUAAAGUCAGAUUAUUAAAGUAUACAAGUGCAAAUGUAUCCAAUUAUUUUGAGCAUUAGUCAAAAUGCCAUCACUUUUGUCUUUGUGGUGGUGUGUCUGUGGUGAGUGAAAGAGAGGUGAUCAAAGGUAUCCCGCACAAUUUAAGAGGAAUGUCUCCAAAGAAAUGCUCAUGUCAUGCAUGGCUGUAUUUAAUUACUCAUUGUUCUGACCUAGUGGUGCGGAAACUGAGGGGAAAAAACACUGAUUCGCCUAGUACUCAACAGCACAUAAGAGUAUAGGAUUUGAGGUGGAGCCUAGACUUUAAAACCUAAGUCCAAGUCAGAGAAGCAUAUCAACAAAAAUGUGCAAGAUGUGUAGGCCUAUGUCAUUGUGCUUUUAAGUAGUAAGCGUUGCAAAAGAAUUUUCCAUCCAUUUCAGCAAUAUGGAGAUGUUGACCUUGUUUUGGUGUACGUUUAAGCCACACACUGCAGUGAGAGAAGGCCUACAGUAGGUUUUAAAACACUGAGCCGAACAUCUGGCUGUAAACAAACGUGAUUAGUGUUGUGUCUACAGCAGAGCAGAGGGGAUUUCUGAUGGACAUAAACGGGUACCACACACAGUAUUGUCCGCAUUUCAUCUCCUAAAAAUAGAACACACAUCUACUGUACAUGCCGUUGCUUCUUAGUUUUGUUUGUUUGUUUGUUUUUUACUUCUUAGUUGUUGUGGUUUUUUUUGUAAUAGGCCUACACCCGAUUUGAAGAAAAAGAAACCCACAUUGAAUGGGGCCAUUGUUUUUUGCUUUUUUCUAAUGUUGAUCAGGUUUUAUAUGGCUUCCUGUGUUGGCCAGUGCACUGCACAGGUUCUGUGUGUGGGAAAGAAUGACAUUGUAGAGUUUUGCCAUGAGCAGCGGAGUAGGACAUAAGUCGUGAUCAGCCGCACGGGUCAUGUA
Engraulis encrasicolus (European anchovy) is the source of this 3046-nucleotide messenger RNA. RefSeq names its product Ras association domain family member 10a (gene rassf10a). Gene Ontology annotation, biological process: signal transduction. The coding region runs from base 292 to 1704 and encodes 470 amino acids. The record is from RefSeq and is a predicted model, not a curated record. The transcript is spliced from 2 exons. NCBI's taxonomy places the organism in Eukaryota, Metazoa, Chordata, Actinopteri, Clupeiformes, Engraulidae.